Messenger RNA from Caenorhabditis bovis, 1104 nucleotides. The record is from the annotation of a GenBank genome assembly. NCBI's taxonomy places the organism in Eukaryota, Metazoa, Nematoda, Chromadorea, Rhabditida, Rhabditidae.
AUGGCAACGAUCGCGUCGACAUCGCAAAGUAUGAACUCGAACACGCUUGACAGUGAGCACUACGCGUCGCGUGACUUUUAUAUUGGUUUAGCACUCGCCAUCACUUCGUCCGCUUUCAUCGGCAGUUCGUUUAUCAUUAAAAAGAAAGCAUUGAUAAAGCUCGCUAGCGGUGAUAUAUCGCAAAGAGCAAGCGAAGGCGGCUACGGGUAUCUGCGAGAAUGGCUGUGGUGGACUGGAGUGUUAACAAUGGGAGUUGGAGAAGCGUGCAAUUUUGCAGCGUAUGCGUUUGCACCUGCAUCACUGGUCACACCAUUGGGAGCGCUUUCAGUUAUUGUCACUGCUGUGCUUUCAUCGCGAUUACUCAAUGAACGAUUGAAUCUAUUUGGUUCAAUUGGUUGUACAUUAUGUAUAUUAGGGUCAACUGUUAUUGUAAUCCAUUCGCCGAAGGAAGAAGAAGUUGGAUCAAUGGCUGAAUUGGCUCUCAAAAUGAAAGACGCGGGAUUUCUGAUCUACGUGAUACUCAUCAUUCUUUCAACCGGAUUCAUUGUGAUCUACAUUGCGCCCCGAUACGGACAAACCAAUAUUCUGGUAUAUAUUUCGGUGUGCUCGCUUAUCGGUUCGCUCUCGGUUCUUUCAGUAAAAGGUCUCGGUCUUGCAAUUAAAGAAACGCUGUCAGGAAAUCAACAAUUGACCAACUGGCUGACAUACUUCUGGCUAGCUUCAGUAGCAAUGUGUGUUUCGGUUCAGCUUAUAUAUCUUAAUAAGGCUUUGGACAUCUUCAAUACCUCAAUGGUUACUCCAAUUUACUAUGUCUUUUUCACGACAUUUGUAAUCCUCGCCUCUUCUAUUCUUUAUAAGGAAUGGUCGUGUCUUGGAGCUUCAGAUGUUUUGGGAAAUAUUGUUGGAUUCCUGACGACAAUUAUUGGAAUCUUCCAGAUGCAAUUGUUCCGUGACGUCAAUAUCAGUCUCUACCAAGUUCAUCGAUUGGUGUCAAAACCAUCAGCUUGUUUAGCUUCAUCAGAAUUCACAUCAUCGUCAACGAAUCUUGUCGACGACUUCAACAUGCGGCAGCAAAACAGCUCGCGAAGAAUGGUCUACACUUAA